AUGAUUGGAGAUUUCAACGCCAAGAUUGGACCAACAAGAACGUCUGAGGAACGUCACAUUGGGACCCACGGAUUAGAAUGGAACGAACAGGGUGAGUGGCUAUCUGAGUUUAUCAUGGCGACCAAGGCAAUCCAUAGUAACUUGCGAUUCCAGAAGCCCCACCCUCAACGCUGGACAUGGGAGUUAUUGAAUGGAGUGUACCAUAACGAAAUAGACUACAUCAUAGUAAAUAAAAGGCUUUACCUAACCGGUGUCGCUGUUGUCGCAAAAUUCUGCAGGAGAUCACACCAUCGUCUUCUUCGUGGAAGAUUCCAUUUUUCGCGGAAAGGAGAAAAAGCCGGUAAAUUACGAAACGGAAAUCCCGGAACCACCGUAAACUGGGAUUUAUUUAAUUCAUUAGUCGGCUGUUGGGAAGAUGCCGUUGUUGAUAGCAUCGACGAGGAAUACUAUCGGUUUAUUCAACAUCUUCACGUUAGCGCUAUGAAGGCUGAGAGUUCGGAAGUCACCAAGAAACGUCUGUUUCCAGGAACGCUCGAUCUGAUACGCCAGCGUGGAAUCGCACGAGCUGCAGGCAACCGCGAACUAACGUUCGAACUUGCAAAACAAUGCAGACAGGCGAUAAAAGAAGAUCUUAAAGAGAGAAGAGCAGCAGUAAUAGACGAAGCUGCAGAGGCUGUGAAAAGCAUUCGCAAAGCUCACCGACGCUUCGCCAAUUACAAGACCAAGAUGAUUGCACUCCUGCGCCCAAACGGAACAGUUACAAUGUCCAGAAAGGUAAUGGAGAAAAUCAUUCAUGAUUACAAUUCACAUCUCUUCAAUAUGCACGUCAUCCUGCUCUCAUAUGAAAUAAAGGAGAGUGGUUCCCAGGAUCGACUUUCUCUUAACCUCGGCAUUGGGAUAUGA
Angiostrongylus costaricensis is the source of this 903-nucleotide messenger RNA. Lineage: Eukaryota; Metazoa; Nematoda; Chromadorea; Rhabditida; Metastrongylidae. The record is from the annotation of a GenBank genome assembly.